Anopheles aquasalis is the source of this 5578-nucleotide messenger RNA. RefSeq names its product DENN domain-containing protein Crag (gene Crag). Gene Ontology annotation, cellular component: cytoplasmic vesicle. The record is from RefSeq and is a predicted model, not a curated record. Gene Ontology annotation, molecular function: protein binding. NCBI's taxonomy places the organism in Eukaryota, Metazoa, Arthropoda, Insecta, Diptera, Culicidae. Gene Ontology annotation, biological process: regulation of Rab protein signal transduction.
UUGUGUAAAACAUCUUCGUAUCUAAUGCUCGUAUUUUUCCUUGCAGACACUUGAACAACAGUGAGAAAAGGCCAAAAUGGAAGACAAACGAGUAGCGGAUUAUUUUGUAGUGGCCGGAAUGGGAGCCGAACCAAAACUUCUGAAGGAAAACAUAUUCAACGACUCUUCGCAUCUACGCUCAGCUAAUACGAUCGAUCCCAUCACGGAUAUUGGGGUUUACUUUCCGUCGCUCGGAGAGCAGAUUCCCGCUGACUAUGAAGUCCUCGAAAAUACUCCGACGGGAUUGCUUGCCGAUCUGAAUUUUGGUUCCGUCCGAACCACCGCUUGCUUUAUUUACUAUCGCCGCGGGAAGGACAAACCUCCGCUUGUUGAUAUUGGCGUCAUGUACGAAGGGGCUGAGCGCAUUAUGCCCGAUGCGGAAAUUGUCCUUAGCACACCAGGCGAUCGGUUGGCGAACGUGAACAAUUCUUCGGCCAAAACUUUCCUUACCUUCAGACGAGCUCCUAACGAUAUGCCUUGCAAUGAACUCGUCGUAACGGAUCUGUGCGUCGUUGUGCCGUCGAAAGGGGAAAAGCCUCCUCACGCAUUUUGCAUGAUCCACAAGACCCUGAACAAAGGACUCAUGGGUAGUGAUGUGUAUCUGUGCUACAAGAAAUCUAUGAACCGGCCCAAAUUAAUCAGUUAUGAACCCGAGAUCCUGCACCGUUAUCCCGCUGUGGAUCACAAUGACUUUCCACUCACCCUUUGCCCCAGUGUUCCGUUAUUUUGUUUACCUAUGGGAACCACCCUCGAAACAUGGCCACAUGUGCCUGGCGGAGAUGGCAAGAUGAAGCGGAAACCAACCCAACCGAUAUUUAGCACGUUCGUACUUACCGUAAAUGACGGAACAUAUAAGGUGUACGGUUCAGCUCUAACAUUCUAUGAAGAUUGCGAUGACACCACGUUGAACCAGCAACAAAAAGAUCUACUUGAUUGGGACGCCGAAUCACCAAAAACCCAUUCGCUGCACGUCAAUAAGUCUAUAUGUAUUUUGUCGCGAUGGCCUUUCGGAGACACAUUUGAGAAAUGGCUCCAAUUUUUGCAUCAACUUUCGGUGUGCAAUGAAAAGCUACCGGUUCCUAUCGAGCGCUACAUCACUCAUUUGCUCGACGAAGUACCUUUUCCGUCCCCGAGUAUUCUCCUGCAAUUAUCCACACUGAGCAAUAACCGCAUUCUACUAACGCUUCCCGAGGACUCCCCACUUCCAAGAAGUGGUGCAGGAUUUCGGCAGCUGCUGUCUAAUCUAGGACCAGAGAAUUGUUUGCACGUGUUGUUGCUAGUCUUGACAGAGCAAAAGCUGCUGAUUCAUUCAUUAAGACCCGCCAUCCUGACGGCGGUCGCCGAAGCAGUGUCCUCUUUUUUGUUUCCUUUUAAAUGGCAAUGUCCGUACAUACCGCUGUGCCCAUUGGGAUUGGCGGAAGUGUUACACGCUCCGCUGCCCUAUCUUAUUGGAGUAGAUUCCCGGUUUUUCGAUCUGUACGAACCGCCAAAUGACGUGACAUGUGUUGAUUUGGAUACAAACAACAUAAGCUUGUGUGAAUCACAGAAACAUCUUACCACAAAACUGCUCCCAAAACGUGCCGCUCGCACUCUGCGUCAGUGUUUGCGUAAUCUCGAAGAGUUGAGCCAAACUCAUGGAGCCGAUUCGCACAAUAGCUUGGAUCGCGAUUUGAAAAAGAAAAAGCGCGAACAAAACCUAGAACAACGCAUACAAGAAGCGUUUCUUCAGUUUAUGGCAUCCAUCCUGAAAGGAUAUCGUGAUUAUCUAGUGCCGAUUUCGAAAGCACCCACGAUUGGAGCAACUGACCCGAAUGCGUUAUUCCGCAUGGAAGCGUUUCUACGAUCGCGAGAUAAAGCACACCACAAGUUUUUCCAACUGCUCAUGAAAACUCAAAUGUUUAUUCGGUUUAUCGAAGAGCGUUCCUUCGUCUCGGACGGUGAUCAUAAUCUUGCGUUUUUCGAUGAGUGCGCUGAAAAAGUGAAUGCGUACGAGGACACUCCAACCGAGAUCAAAUUGAUUGAAUGGGAUGCUGGGCAAAGCAGCGAGAGAACGAAAUUUAUUCUGCCACCCGAAUGUCUACCAGAAUUGAUGCCAGAUCAAAGUUGUCAGUACACCUCCUUCAUUUUAAACCCUAUGCUACUAAAGGAAUCCAGACGAAGCAUGCUAAACAACGUACUGCAGCAGCAGCAGCAACAGGGUGCUUUGGCUCCAGGAUCACCCAUGGCGCGGCGGACAAAGCACGAAAUUAAAACUGCCCAAAAACUGGCUCGCAAGCAUCAGGCAAAUCCAGAAUCAUGGGCAAAACAUCUUCUGGCCACCUGCUACUCCAUAUAUUUCAUUGUUCUCCCUAGCCUUAUUUCGGAGAACGCAGGACGAGAACAGGCUGUUCUGAAAGCGGCCUAUGAUUUACUCAGCAAAGCCUGCAAGCUCAAAGUGCAAUGUGAUGAGGUGUGCUACCGCAUUAUGAUGCAGCUAUGCGGUAUGCAUAAUAUGCCCGUAUUGGCGGUGCGUUUACACUACUUAAUGAAGCGAUCCGGUAUUCAGCCGAACGCACUAACGUACGGUGUUUAUAAUCGCUGCGUUUUGGAAGCACAAUGGCCAUCAGAGGCGAUUCUGUCGUCACAGAUGCGAUGGAGUCGUCUUCGCAACAUUGUUCUUGGGGCAGCACAUUUUAAAAGAGCGGGGAAAAAAUUUGCAGAUCGACGGCGCCGCUCUUUGUCGCAGGAGAACAAUUUAGGAGGUACUCUGGAAUCGGUUAAUGGUACCUCUCGCACGAGUCUCGACUCCGGCUACUCGCAAGCGGAAAAUCAACCCAGUACGACUAUGGACUUCGCCGCCUUCGACAAGCUUCGUGGGCGUCGUGGCACUAUUGUUCGCCAGACAAGUACAGGAAACCACAAAGAGCGCUCGUCUGAUGUGCUGUCCAGUGCUGGGCUUUUAAUCAGUGGUGAUGGGCCGCAUCAUCAUCUUCAACGCAGCAGAGGGCCGAAAGCUAAUUUCCAAUCCACCGCAUCAAACAAUACGUGUGAUUUAAGUGCGCGAGUGUUGACAAGAGCAGAUAGCUUUGGUGGAGAUUCAAAGUUUAUUGACAAAUUGCAGAAACAAAACUUAUAUCCGACUUCAGCUAUCGGUACCACUGUAAGUGGGGAUGAUAUCAAAGCCAAGCGUGCCCUUAAUUUCCAAGAGACUGAAACUAGCUCUCAAGAAGAGCUGGAUGAUGCGAAGGGGAAUAUUACUAAAGGAAGUCCAACGAAGAUAUCUCCUCGCACUUUAGUAACUCAAGACGACCCGUUAGGAGCGUUGAAUGAUAGUGACGAGCACGGCGUCAUUCAAGAAGGGCACUCAGAAUCCGCUGAGUCAAAGGACGCUUCUCAACAAAGCAAUACUCAACAAGCCAAUAGUAACAAUAACACUAUUUAUACCGAUCAACCGAUCCUAUUCAAGGGACAGAGGUCAGCUACUUUUGACGAUUCCGUACAGCUGAAUAAAAGUAUUCAACGUUCGGAAACGAUGCCGGCGACGAACGCGGUAGCUUCUAGCUUUGUAAGCCUUGGAUCCACUUUGAAGUUCAACUUUGGCCGUUACUCACCUGCACGUAUGUCAAUGAAAAAAGAUUUAAAGUCAUUGUCAACCAACAUGAUAGAAAAUAUUUCCAGUAUAAGCCCCAACUUUAGUGGCAAAAAAUCAAAUGAAAUUAUUCAAGGUGGUUUGAGUAGCAUUAAAAGUGCGGCCAGCUCAGUAGCCAAGAAGUUAGACGAAAUUAAAGAAGCCAUAUCUGCAAAUACAACGCCGGUCAAAACAACAGGACCAAACAGUGGAGGAACGCAAAUAGAACGUGAUGGCCACGGGUCUGAGAACGACUUGCUACACCAUGACGAAAUGGGCAGUGGAUCAGUGAAUGGUGUUCGUUCGAGGCGAGUUUCAAGUGAAUUCGAUCUAUGGGGUAGAUUUAGCGAAUCGCGCAAAUCUAGCUACAGUAAUCUUGUUCCUUUGGGAGAGAACACCACUUCUAACAGCAGUUUGAACGCAUAUCCAACGCUACCAGAUAACAUUUACCCAUUGAUUCCAGAGACAUCUGAUGCCAACGAAACUGAUUACGUGAUCCAGAUAAUGUCUUGCUCUCAAUGUCAUAACUGUUCGGUAUUGCUCUACGACGAAGAUGUAAUGGCUGGUUGGUCAGCCGAAGAUUCCAAUCUUAAUACCACAUGUCACGCGUGUAACAAAGUUACAGUGCCAUUCCUGAAUGUUCUCAUUCUAACCGAUGAUAAAACGACACAAAAAUUGAAUUCCCAGCAGUUAUCGCAGGAUGUUAUAAGUGUGCCAUACUUGAAUCCUCUUGUGCUGCGAAAAGAACUAGAAAAUGUUCUAAGUCAAGAAGGCGAUCUUACCCUCACGAAGGCAGUUUUUGUCGAGGAGCAUCCCAUAAUCUAUUGGAAUUUAGUAUGGUACAUGGAACGGAUAGAUGUUUCUACCCAUUUACCUAGUCUUGUGGUACCCAAACAGGAGGACGAAAAGGUAGACCCUUUAAGCAUUGUGAGAACCGUUACCGUGCACUGCUUAUGGGAUAAUCCGCGCCUACAUUCAGAGGCUGGUCCAGCAAUGUAUAUGCUAUGGCGGCAGAAUCAACCAGAUAGUACUUUACUGAAAGCAUUACUAACUGACCAAACGUCAAUCAACAGAACUGUGAUGCAGCAAGUAAUUGCGUCCAUUCGUUGCAAUGAUUUACUAACCCCCGUCAAGCGGCUAGCGAAUGAGAGACAAAAGCUGAAACAUAGAGGCAUUGAUCGAACACACUCGAUCUAUCGCGACAUGCUGUUCCUUGCAUUCAUCGAGAUUGGGCGCGCCGAUAUCGAUCUCAUUUCGUUUCAUCGUGAAUAUGCUGCAGUGUUUGAUAAGCUCGAACUAGAUAAAUUGGACUCGUACUAUCGUACUCAAGAUCUCCCGCCGUCGUUAACGGCCAUUUUUUGCAGGGCAUAUUUUAAGCCACUUCUUUUGCCUUGACGCUACUUGUUCGCCAAGGAAGAACGGCAGGUAACUUUACCGAAAUCAUACAUGCAGAAUGUGAGGAUGGAAUUAACACAUUUGUAAACAUGUAUAUCAAAUGUUUCGUCCUUUGAGCGGUCCUUUAUCAAAAAAGAUUAUGAUUGAAAUCAAUUGUCGAAGUUCAGUUGUGUAAAGCAAAUAACAAUAUUUUGCAUAUUACCUACAAAGCAUACACAUUUCAUAUUUUCCUACUUCUUGUUUCUUUUGCAAUCCUUGUCAGCUUGUUUCACUGAUUUAAUGUUAAUUCAAAGUACUAAGUGAUAAUUUUAAAACUAGACAUUCAGAGAACAGUCGCUAUGUUCCAAUUGACGAUGACAGUAAUAGAUAAAAUUUUAUUGCAAGUUGCAGAUAAUAACACGCUUAUUUUAAGGAAACCUUCUAUCAAAUGGUUUACACGUCAAUAUUCUACAUCGCUGGGAUAAAUCGGGUGGGAAUAUUGGUCGCAAAAAGGAACAAAUAAAGUACUGGAAUGUACAGCUAUUGUAGCUUGUGCAA